Colletotrichum lupini is the source of this 1980-nucleotide messenger RNA. RefSeq names its product pfs domain-containing protein. The coding region runs from base 1 to 1980 and encodes 659 amino acids. The transcript has a single exon. Lineage: Eukaryota; Fungi; Ascomycota; Sordariomycetes; Glomerellales; Glomerellaceae. The record is from RefSeq and is a predicted model, not a curated record.
AUGCCCGUCCGACAAAAGUCAUGGGGCCUACCCGUAGGGCCCCCGGAUCGAACAGCAACGAUAAAAGCCGACGAGAACGAGCUCGAACAGCAGAGUACCGAAGCUGCUGUCAAAUACUGGUUAUCAGAGGCAGAGAAGCUCCAGCCAGAGCAGCGUGUGCUUUUCGAGCGAGGCGCGGAAGCGGACAGCUACGAAGACUAUGUGUCGGACUUGACCCGCGCAGUCCAGAAUACCACCAACUCGAGCAAAGUUUCCAGGCUCUCGAGGAAGAUGAAGCCCGUUUACGCACUGGUCAAGUCAGUCGCGCCGCUGGUAGCCUCUGCGGACCAGGCCAGCCCAUUCCCGCCAUCUCUGGUCAUCGGAGGCAUCACUUGCAUUUUGUCGGCCAGCAACCGCGUGGACGAUUACCAAAGCAAAGUCAUUGAGAAGAUGGAGGGAAUGGUUGACGAGAUUGAUUCUAUCAACCAAUAUCGCAGAGAAGGGAUUUUCCAGGAUGAUCCUGGAAUCAAGGCAUGCGAACUGAACCUUGCCACUGAUAUUUUUCAAUUCUGUGUGAGAGUGGCACCCAUUUUCUUUGAUGAAAAGGGAAGGGAAAGAAAUGGUCUUUCCGUGGCUUUGAAAAUGCAAUUGAAGGACUUCGACAUCAAGUUCGGCGACAUCAUGGCACAUUUCAAACAACACCUUCGUGCUUUAGAGAAUCGGAGAGGCUUGAUCAACAAUCGAUGGAUCAAGGAAACACAUUUCGGGGUCAAAGAAAUGGGUCUCUUAAUGGAACAAAACUCGCAGGACAAGAAGGGAGCGAUGGAAGAAAAGCUACGACAACAAAAGCAAGAUGAGGACAUUGAAAGAGGUGAAGCAUCGUCCUCAAUUCUGCAAUUGCUCUAUACUGACUACCUGGCAGCGCAAAGACGUAAAGAGUUUCUCGACUGGCUUCCCUUCAUUGACUUUGGAGAAUUUCACGACAACGCAUUUGAUAGAAGUGUUGAUGGUACAGGAGAAUGGCUCACCAAGAACAACAACUACAAGGCAUGGAGUGACAGUUCAUCGUCAUCUAUGCUGUGGAUUCGUGGGAAGCACGGCUCUGGGAAAUCCCACCUGGCGUCCUGUAUCAUCGAAAAGCUAUUAUUGGAGGCAAAGACUGCUCCGGGCAAUGCCGUAGCAUUCGUCUAUUGUACCACGACACAGUCAAAGACCGAAAUGACACUCAACAACCUCUUGGGCUCCCUUCUGAGGCAGAUUUGUAGACAGCUUCCACCAAGUCGGGAUGUCAAAGACUUGAUCUCGAAAGACGAUUACAGCAGCAAAGACUCUCCUCGGCGAAGCGAUCUCAAGAGCGGCAUUCUAAAAGCUAUCUCGGCAUGCCAGGCGAGUUCAAUUAUAGUCGAUGGUCUUGACGAAUGCAGCAAACUGAACGAUAGCCACUUCAAGGAGUUUUGCGAUUUCAUUGCUAGUCUGGUAGAGAAGUCAGGUGCUGUCACAAAGGUCAUAGUACUGAGCAGACCAAAUUACGGCGAGAUCGACAAGAUUAUGGGAAAUAUCUCUCAUGUCAUAGAUGUCGACACAGGCGCUAAUCACGACGACAUUGAGAGGUUCGUAUCGCAGACUAUCUCCGAGAUAAAUUCAGAGCCCUCGCAAGAAGAACCGCAAGAUUUUGAAGAAAUCAAGAGCAAACUUGUCAACAAUGCAUCAGGAAUGUUCUUGUAUGUUCGUCUCAAAGUGCGAGAUUUCGAAGAUCUUGGGAAUGCCGAAGAUAUCAGAGCUUCGUUGGAAGACACCGUUGAAGAUCUGAACGAUUUGUACGGACAGGCCAUCAACUCAGUGCUCGAAAAGCGCACGCCCUUCAGAGAAAGAGCACUAAUGGCUCUCAUGUGGAUCACAAACUCUCGUCGCCCAUUGUCGAAGAUGGAGUUACUCGAAGCUUUAUCGCUCAAGCUUAAGCGAAAUAGCAUCAGAAGCAGCCUGUUAGUAUCCCUAUUAUAG